This is a messenger RNA of Pyrenophora tritici-repentis Pt-1C-BFP, 2097 nucleotides long. Its product is annotated as clathrin binding protein. The record is from RefSeq and is a predicted model, not a curated record. Gene Ontology annotation, biological process: vesicle-mediated transport; intracellular protein transport. Gene Ontology annotation, cellular component: membrane coat. Gene Ontology annotation, molecular function: clathrin binding. NCBI's taxonomy places the organism in Eukaryota, Fungi, Ascomycota, Dothideomycetes, Pleosporales, Pleosporaceae.
AUGUCCAUGACGCUGGGCAAAGAUGUGUCGGCACUGUUUCCUGAUGUACUCAAGAACAUUGCAACCGCCGACUUGGAUCAGAAAAAGCUCGUAUAUCUAUACCUCAUGAACUAUGCAAAAUCGCAUCCCGACCUCUGUAUCCUCGCCGUAAAUACUUUUGUACAAGACUCGGAAGACCCAAAUCCCCUUAUACGAGCAUUGGCGAUUCGGACAAUGGGCUGCAUUCGUGUGGAUAAGAUGACCGACUAUAUGGAGGAGCCUCUGCGGAAAACGUUGAGAGACGAGUCGCCAUAUGUCAGGAAAACAGCGGCCUUGUGCGUAGCUAAACUCUUCGAUCUCGCGCCCGCCAUGUGCUUGGAGAACGGCUUCCUCGAACAGUUGCAGGAACUAGUUGGCGACCCAAAUCCCAUGGUAGUCGCAAACUCGGUCACAGCCCUGGUCGAGAUUCAAGAAGCAGCCCCGGAAACAAAGGCCCUCGUCAUUACGUCGCAACAGCUCAAGAAGAUGCUUUUGGCGCUGAACGAGUGUACAGAAUGGGGUAGGGUGACUUUGCUCACCACUCUGGCCGACUACAAGGCAGUAGAUAUCAAAGAGGCAGAGCACAUUUGCGAACGAGUCGUUCCACAGUUCCAGCACGUCAACCCCAGUGUGGUUCUUGCAGCCGUCAAGGUCGUCUUUCUACACAUGCGAAACAUCUCUCCCGAGAUGAUGAAGUCGUACACGAAGAAGAUGGCACCGCCGCUAGUUACACUCGUUUCGUCUGCACCAGAAGUACAGUAUGUCGCGCUACGGAAUAUCGACCUACUCCUCCAAAAGCAACCCGAUAUCCUUAGCAAAGAAAUGCGCGUCUUCUUCUGCAAAUACAACGAUCCACCAUAUCUCAAGAUGACGAAACUGGAGAUCAUGGUACGGAUAGCCAACGACAAAAACGUAGAUCAGCUACUAGCAGAACUGAAGGAGUACGCUAUGGAGGUAGACAUGGACUUUGUGCGACGUGCCGUCAAAGCCAUUGGACAAGUUGCGAUCAAGAUCGAAAGCGCGAGCGAGAAGUGUGUCAACACACUGCUUGACCUCAUCAACACCAAGGUCAACUACGUCGUCCAGGAAGCGAUCGUGGUCAUCAAAGACAUCUUCCGAAAAUACCCCGGUUACGAAGGCAUAAUACCGACACUGUGCCAGUGCAUAGAUGAGCUGGAUGAGCCCAAUGCGAGAGCAUCCCUUAUAUGGAUUGUUGGAGAAUACGCAGAGAAGAUCAACAACGCCGGCGAGAUAUUGUCAAAUUUCGUGGACACCUUUGCCGAAGAAUUCACUCAGACACAACUCCAAAUCCUCACAGCUGUUGUCAAGCUUUUCCUAAAGAAACCAGAUCAAGCCCAAGGCUUAGUGACCAAAGUCUUGCAAGCUGCUACUGCAGACAAUGACAACCCGGAUAUCCGAGACCGAGCUUAUGUCUACUGGCGACUGCUUUCCAGCGACCCACAGAUUACCAAGGACAUUGUACUUUCCGACAAACCACCAAUCACAUCCACAAUACGCUCACUACCCCCUCAAUUGUUGGAGAGUCUGCUCACAGAACUAUCAACACUGGCAUCAGUCUACCACAAGCCACCAGAGGCCUUCCUCGGACAAGGCCGAUUCGGCGCAGAGGCAAUGCAACGGGCUGCGAUCGAGGAGCAACAAGAAGAGGCACGAGAAAACCCGAUCGCUGCAGCCGCAGCAGCAGCUGGCGGACAAGCGCCAACAAACAUGGAGAAUCUCUUGGACAUUGACUUCGAUGGCUCGGCUCCUGCUUCGAUGCAAAAGCAACCUGGCUUUGGAGCUUCCGGUUUGGAGGGCCUUGCAGGUACCCCACAACGUGUUGGAUCCCCGGCUGUCAAUGCGCCUGCGCCGGCACAAUCAAACAUGGAUGAUUUGAUGGGUCUGUUCGGUGACGGAGGAGGAGCGGCCCCUGCUCCAAGCGCACAGAUGGGCAACGACGAUAUCAUGAACGGGUUUGCAAGCAUGAGCAUGGACACCAACCAACCUCCACCAGCGACGCAGCAAUUAGGCGGAGAUCAAAGCAAGAAGAGCAACCAGGAUCUACUGGACUUGUUUUGA